Molecule: messenger RNA, 1366 nt
Organism: Drosophila teissieri
Lineage: Eukaryota; Metazoa; Arthropoda; Insecta; Diptera; Drosophilidae
Product: zinc finger protein 664
Exons: 2
Coding region: 112-1269 (385 amino acids)
Biological process (GO): regulation of transcription by RNA polymerase II
Cellular component (GO): nucleus
Molecular function (GO): RNA polymerase II cis-regulatory region sequence-specific DNA binding; DNA-binding transcription factor activity; zinc ion binding
Source: RefSeq, a predicted model, not a curated record
UAUAAAAUGUCCAUCGCUAUUAAGCCAAAGACAAACAAAGAAGCAUACAAAGAUUUAAGCUAGCUUAUUGUUUACUAAAAAUAUGACCUGUAGUUAAACAGCGAUUAAACCAUGGAGGACCUGUGUCGAAUUUGUGGCGGCCACUCAAGAACCUUGGUGGGGAUUUUCGACGAGCAGGAGGAGGAACAUUUUGAAGGAGCCGUGGAAGCCAAUCUCGCUGAGAUGGUAAGGACAUGUGCCGACGUCCAGUUGGAUCCCGACGAUGCCAUGCCCCAAAAAAUCUGCAUCGCCUGUGUCCACGAUGCACGAACUGCUUAUGGAUUCAAGCGAAGAUGCGAGGAGACCUAUAGGAAGUUCUAUUUGGCGAUAAUUGAUGGGCGGGUCAUCAAGGAGGAGCCCAACGAGGAGGAAUUUCUAGUCAAUGAAAACCUUUACAACGACAAUCUGGAAGCAAAGGAGGAGGUCGUCGAGGAAAUUGAACAGUCAGAUCAAACAGCUUCCAAAACGACCAAGUCCAGGGUGACCAGUAGAGCUGGCAGGCAGCUGAGAAGUAGAAAGAAUAAGUCUAUCAAGUGCGAGCUAUGCGUCAAAGAGUUCAAGCACGAAAGAAACCUCCUGGACCACAUGAAAGUUCACAGCAAUUCCCACGUAUGCCAAAGCUGCGGAGAGCGUUUUCUGUUCAAGGCCGACCUGGAUAAGCACCUAUGCUAUCGCAAAAGCGAUUCCACUGUUGAGUGCUCCGUAUGCUUGAAGGUCUUCUCAAGUACCCAAAGCCUUGAAAGCCACAAAUGCGAGGAUAUCCAGAAACAUCCGCCCUUUCAGUGCCCUCAUUGCCAGCAGGCCUUUACACGCGAACAGAACCUUAAGGUUCACCUGUUGAUCCACACGGAUUCAAAACAGGGGAACGGACCCCACAAAUGCUCAUACUGCCAGACGGGAUUUUUCAACAAGUCGGCCCUCAAGGUGCACAUCCACGCCCACAUGGGCGAGCGGCCGCACGCCUGUCCCUUCUGCGUGUCCAACUUCCGUUCCAAGCAGGCCCUUAAGGUCCACAUCCGCAUACACACGGGUGAGAAACCCUACCAAUGCCCCCACUGCCCCAAGACUUUUUCGGACAACAAUAACCUGGCGAAGCACCGGCGACGCCACUCGGAUGAACGGCCCUACAAGUGUUCUAUCUGCCAGCAGGACUUUCGGGAGAAACACCAUCUCAAGCGGCACUUUCUGGGCAAGCAUCGGGAUGGGGACCAAGAACCGCAGUUGAAGUGAUACAAUCCUUAAAUACGUAGCCAAAAACGUCGGUAUAAUCGAAUAUAUAGGUUAGGAUUGGGUUAUGUUUACAUACCAUUAAAAUAAUUUAUGUGCA